AAUUUAGUUAUAAAUUUUAAUUUUACAAAUUUAGUUUUAAAUUUUAAUUUUAAAAAUUUAGUUUUAAAAUUUGGAUUUUUUUUUUUUUUUUUAGUUUUCGACGUUUCUUUUCCAAGUUAGGUUUAAUUCAAUAGUUCCCUUCUGAUAAUAAUAAUUUAUAAUUUCACUUUCUCAACCUCUCGGAUUUAUUACCGAUUUCCGGCUCUAGUUCCUGGCGGCCAACUACUUUAUCGGAAGUAUCUCCCAAAUGAGGAUAGGGUAGAUGGAUAUUUCCUGUUCGUGACGUGUCCAGAUGUCAAAGUAGUUUGAGGUACGAAUAAAUUAUAAAUUCUCUAAUUCCUUUUAUUUAUUUCUAAAUAAUUAUAUAUAUUUUUUUUUAUUAGGAGAAUUACCUAUAUAAGAUUUAGGAAAAUCUUGGUUAAUCAACCUCGCGACUCACUGAUCCCUAGGCCAGAGCUCUAACCUAACUCGCGCACGCGUGGUUAAUGUUCACACGCGGGAUGAAAUUUACGAGACAAAAGGAACCGAAUCGAACGUCCGUCUAUGUGUCCCGGUAUUUCACUGUACUGUAGUCGGAAUAUCACCAAAUAUACCCUAGCACCCCAGGCGUGGUGAUGCUAAUGCGGCUGCUCCCUCGAUGGAUGGAGUUUGGUGUUGAGUGGCUUGCAGGUUCCAAUGAUGAUCGUAAAAAGCGACCACGUACUGCAUUUUCAGCCUCUCAAAUUAAGGCUUUGGAAACGGAAUUUGAAAGAGGAAAAUAUUUAUCGGUGGCUAAAAGAACUGCAUUGGCUAAACAAUUGCAUUUAACUGAAACUCAGAUCAAAAUAUGGUUCCAAAAUCGUCGCACUAAAUGGAAGCGCAAAUAUACUGCCGAUGUAGAGACCUUAGCUUCACACUACUAUGCCCAAUUGGGCAUAGGAGGUUUAGCUCGUCCCAUGGUGGUCGGAGAUCGUCUAUGGUUAUUUAGUCAAACACCUGCCGGUCCUGCACCUCUACAAUCCAUAAUGCUAAAUAGUCCAGCACCAGCAAAUACACCUGCCUCCGCCAUAGCCCCCCUAGCUGCCACCCAGCUAAGAGCUUAUCCCGGUUCGGCCAUCAUGCAACCAUCGAUAGCCAAUGCCAGUGUUAUAGAAAGUGCUCGCAAUGCCAUACUCUCUCGGGGGCAACCUUUAAAUUAUGCUCUACCUUCAUAUCUAACACCACGCUCUCCUGCCUCCUCAUCAUCCACUUCAAAUUUAUCUUCAUCUCCACGAUAUUUAGAUUAUGCAGCUGCUUCGAGUCUUUAUCAAAGUUCACCAGCUCCCUCUGAUUCCUAUUUACAAAUGAAAUAUAAUGUUUUAAAUAAUCUAACAAUGCCCGAGCCGGAAUCACCGCCCACUUCAAAUGGUCUGGCCGAAUUGGAACGUGUAUUUGGUGAUACAAAUGCUAACUUUUUGGAACAUAAAUCUUUGAAUGGUGAAAAGGGUGGAAAUAAAACAGAUUUUGGUUUUAAUGGUUUGGCGGUAACGCAGCGUUCGGUUAAGACGGGUCAUGAAACGGAUUCAGAGUGCAGUGAUAUUGAUUGUGAACAGAUCGAUGAUGAAUAACGGAAUUUACUAUAUAGAGUUUAUAAUUUAGGUUAAAUUGUUGUCAUUAUAGAGAAAGCUCAACCCUUUUUAUGUUCGAAAUAAUAAAGUCAAAACAUUGUCUAGGCUUCGAUCCGUUUAAAUGCCAAUUUUUUCACUGAUUACAAGCAAAUUAAACCGGUAAAUAAAUUGUUUAAAAAUAUUAUAAAUUUCACAAUGAGUAGGGUAUCUUAAGGUUGGCCAUAGCCGGCUAAAUUUUCUUCUUAUUAGUUUUAAGAAAUGCAACCAAAGUAAACUAUUUAUUUUAGAAAUGUUAACUAUAAAGACUACUUACUCUUAGAUAUUAAUAUGUAAAAUAACUAAAUAAAUGUUCCUAGAAAUAUUUGAAUAAAA
Lucilia sericata (common green bottle fly) is the source of this 1958-nucleotide messenger RNA. RefSeq names its product ventral anterior homeobox 2 (gene lms). NCBI's taxonomy places the organism in Eukaryota, Metazoa, Arthropoda, Insecta, Diptera, Calliphoridae. The transcript has 4 exons. The coding region runs from base 615 to 1586 and encodes 323 amino acids. The record is from RefSeq and is a predicted model, not a curated record. Gene Ontology annotation, biological process: regulation of DNA-templated transcription. Gene Ontology annotation, molecular function: DNA-binding transcription factor activity, RNA polymerase II-specific; DNA binding.